UGCGCAUCUCGUAGCCUGCCCCUCGGCGAUCUCAAGAGCCCCAUCGCGGCGCCUCUCUUCCUCAGCCCCCCUUCGAUACCCCCGAUAAAACCCCCUUCCUCCCUCGCGCUGGUCGUCUCCUCCCACCCCGCCUCGUCUCCUCCGAAGGAAGGGAGCCGUGCGCCACCGAGGAGGCCUCGCCUAUGGCGCUCUCCUGCAUGAGGUGCCCCGCGGGUGCCACCGCAGUCUCCGCCCGACGCGCUGCGGCCCCAGCCCCGGCCGCGCUCUCCUUCGCCAGAUGCGGCCUCGGGAGGUCCGCCUCCGCCGCCGGGUGGCGCAUCGACGCCGUCGCCCCGCAGGGAGUGAAAAUUCCAAUCCAUGCUGCUGUGGAGAAUGCAGUCACACCUACUACCCCAUCAAAGGUGGAAAAUGGAACUCCUUCAGAAAUCACUCUGGAUGAACUUGAAGACUUGAGUGCUCUAUCGAAAAAUGAUGAUUCUACUGUUAGCAUCACAGUAGUUGGAGCAUCUGGUGACCUUGCCAAGAAGAAGAUAUUUCCUGCCCUUUUUGCUCUCUACUACGAAGAUUGCCUUCCAAAGCAUUUCACUAUCUUUGGCUAUGCACGGAGCAAGAUGACAGAUGCUGAAUUGAGACACAUGGUCAGCAAAACACUGACUUGCAGAAUAGAUAAAAGGGAAAACUGCAAUGAGAAAAUGGAAGAGUUCCUCAAAAGAUGCUUCUAUCAUUCAGGCCAAUAUGAUUCAAAGGAGCAUUUCAUGGAGCUAGACAAGAAGCUAAAGCAACAUGAGGGUUCCAGAGUUUCUAACCGUCUUUUCUACUUAUCCAUACCUCCUAAUAUAUUCUUGGAUGUUGUAAAAUGUGCAAGCAAAUCAACAUCUUCUGUUAAUGGUUGGACAAGGGUAAUUGUUGAGAAGCCCUUUGGUCGGGACUCAGAGUCUUCUGCUGCGUUAACAAGAGGUCUGAAGCAGUACCUUGCGGAGGACCAAAUCUUCAGGAUUGACCAUUAUCUUGGAAAAGAACUGGUGGAGAAUUUAUCUGUCCUCCGCUUCUCAAAUCUUGUUUUUGAGCCUCUCUGGUCAAGGCAAUAUAUAAGGAAUGUACAACUUAUAUUCUCAGAAGACUUUGGCACUCAAGGACGCGGAGGGUACUUUGAUAGCUACGGUAUUAUUCGUGACAUAAUGCAGAACCAUCUUCUUCAGAUACUAGCCCUAUUUGCAAUGGAAACUCCUAUAAGCUUGGAAGCAGAGGAUAUAAGAAAUGAGAAGGUUAAAGUUUUGCGGUCCAUGAAACCCUUGCAAAUGGAAGAUGUGGUAAUAGGACAGUAUAAAAGUCAUACAAAGGGUGGUAAUACGUACCCUGGAUACACUGAUGAUAAGACAGUGCCAAAGGAUAGUAUUACUCCAACAUUCGCCGCAGCUGCACUUUUCAUAAAUAAUGCUAGAUGGGAUGGAGUUCCCUUUCUUUUGAAGGCUGGAAAAGCUUUGCAUACAAAGCGGGCGGAGAUUAGAGUACAGUUCCGACAUGUUCCUGGAAAUCUCUACAAGGGGAGUUUUGGCACUGAUCUUGAUAGGGCCACUAAUGAGCUUGUGAUACGUGUGCAACCGGAUGAAGCUAUUUACCUGAAGAUUAACAACAAGAUUCCUGGUCUUGGUAUGCGACUAGAUAGAAGUAAUUUGAAUCUUCACUAUGCAGCAAGGUACUCGAAGGAGAUACCAGAUGCUUAUGAGAGGCUCUUGCUUGAUGCCAUCGAAGGCGAGCGAAGGCUUUUCAUCCGCUCGGAUGAGUUGGAUGCUGCAUGGUCGCUCUUCACACCCCUUCUGAAGGAGUUGGAAGAGAAGAGGAUUGCUCCUGAGCUCUACCCUUACGGAAGCCGUGGACCUGUCGGCGCUCACUAUCUUGCAGCAAAGUACAACGUCAGAUGGGGUGACUUGAGCGCAGAACACUACAAGGCAUAAUGCAUAGCUGAUUAUAUUUUUGUGAUGUUCUUGCUGUUCCAUUUCUGCAAGGUUGCAUGUCCUGUGGGUGGAAUAAGAUGCAAGAGAAAAUAGAUGAUAAUAAGGAGAGCAGUUGACUAGGUUGGAAGGCAUGUAUCCAUAAAUUAUUAGACUAUGAAUGGCUCUGUUGGCGUAAUUACUGUUGGCAAAAUUCACCUGUUUCUGUACCCAAUGUGUAAUGAUACCGUUGGGCUGUUGCUUCU
Molecule: messenger RNA, 2197 nt
Organism: Phragmites australis (common reed)
Lineage: Eukaryota; Viridiplantae; Streptophyta; Magnoliopsida; Poales; Poaceae
Product: glucose-6-phosphate 1-dehydrogenase 2, chloroplastic-like
Exons: 10
Coding region: 183-1955 (590 amino acids)
Biological process (GO): glucose metabolic process; pentose-phosphate shunt, oxidative branch
Cellular component (GO): chloroplast stroma
Molecular function (GO): NADP binding; glucose-6-phosphate dehydrogenase activity
Source: RefSeq, a predicted model, not a curated record